UAUUAUUGCUGUCCUGCGAGUAUAUAUACUAUAUAGUAGGAUGGUUUAAACUGUAAAGUGUAAUCUUCAAAUAAAAGCCAGAAAUGGAAGCAUCUGAAGGGAAGGGAAGUAUGAGUAGGAGGAGGAUAUUCCUUUUCCUCAACUGCAUUAUGAUGUGCAUCGGCAAUGGUGGCGGCCCUCUCCUCAUUCGCCUCUACUUCAUCCGCGGCGGCGACAGAAUAUGGUUCACCACGUGGCUUAACACCGCGGGAUGGCCCGUGGCAUUAAUCCCACUCGCGGCGGCCUACUAUGGGCGUCGCCGCCGCGGCACAACAGCAACAGCAAAAGCAGGUUUUUUCACGAUUACUCGAAAUAUAACCUUGGCCGCAGCGGCCCUGGGCGUCCUACUCGGCAUGAUCAACUACCUCUACACCUAUGGGGUAUCCAAGCUCCCCGUGUCCACGUCAUCUCUCGUCGUGGCCUCCCAACUGGCGUUCACGGCCGGGGCCGCGUUUGUCCUGGUGAAGCAGCGGUUCACGGUGUUCACGGUGAACGCGGUGGUGCUGUUGACCAUUGGAGCCGGGGAGCUGGCUGUGGGGUCCAGCGGAGACCGCCCUGCCGGGGAGUCUAAAAAGGAGUACGUGGCAGCGUUUCUGAUGACGCUUGGGGCGGCGGCUUUGUACGGGGCUCUUCUGCCGAGUAUAGAGUUGACUUACACCAAGGCAACCCAGUCUUUAACCUAUACUUUGGUUUUGGAGUUUCAGAUGGUUAUGUCCCUCUUUGCCACUGCUGUUUGUACCCUCGGAAUGUUGGUAAACAAAGAUUUCCAGGCAAUUUGUAGGGAGGCAAGAGGAUUUGAGCUAGGAGAAGCAAAAUACUAUGUGGUUAUAGUGUUCACCGCCCUUCUUUGGCAGUUAUACUUCAUCGGAGCCGCCGGAACCAUCGGAUACGGAUCGUCUUUGCUCUCCGGCAUUAUCCUCGCGGCAUCACUGUCUCUGACGGAGGUGUUGGCGGUGGUAUUUUACGGCGAAAAAUUUGGGCCGGAAAAGGGAAUUUCACUGGCGCUUUCGCUGUGGGGAUUUGUAUCUUACUUCUAUGGAGAAGUGAAGAAUGGUGAUAAUAACAAGAAAGAGGAAGUGCAAGUUCAAGUAAAUAUUAUGGAAGCAAAUGAAACUCUUCCUAUGUAACAUUCUAUUGCUCCAUCCUUGUAUGCUAUGAAAAAUCAAACGUUAUACAAGGACUAGGCUAACAUUGCACUGUGGACCUUGUUCAUGUGUUUAUAUUUUGUGUUAUGACUUUUUGUGUAUUGUAUUAUGAAAUUUUGUAGUUUAUAAGUAUGAAUUUUAUAUCUGGAAUAAAUUAGUAAUUGUGUGGUA
Molecule: messenger RNA, 1355 nt
Organism: Ipomoea triloba (trilobed morning glory)
Lineage: Eukaryota; Viridiplantae; Streptophyta; Magnoliopsida; Solanales; Convolvulaceae
Product: purine permease 3-like
Exons: 2
Coding region: 84-1166 (360 amino acids)
Cellular component (GO): membrane
Molecular function (GO): purine nucleoside transmembrane transporter activity
Source: RefSeq, a predicted model, not a curated record